This is a messenger RNA of Acipenser ruthenus (sterlet), 2918 nucleotides long. RefSeq names its product gametogenetin-binding protein 2-like. The record is from RefSeq and is a predicted model, not a curated record. The coding region runs from base 202 to 2460 and encodes 752 amino acids. Gene Ontology annotation, cellular component: cytoplasm; nucleus. NCBI's taxonomy places the organism in Eukaryota, Metazoa, Chordata, Actinopteri, Acipenseriformes, Acipenseridae. The transcript has 16 exons.
CGCAGCCAGAACUACUUCCCUGCAACGUUCGUCGGGAGGGGUCAAAGGUUGCCUUCAGAUCCCAUCGCCACGUAACAGUCACUGUAUUUUGUGUUAAUUGUUUGUAUAUUAAGUGUAUUUAUUGUAAAACGACGAUUGGAAAAAUCUGUCAGGAACUCUUCAGUGAAUAUCAGUAGUACAGCAGGAGUUCUAGAAGAAGAUAUGGCGCGUCUGGUUGCUGUUUGCAGGGACGGGGAAGAAGAUUUUCCCUUCGCCGAACGCCAGAUCCCUCUCUACAUCGAUGACACUCUCACAAUGGUUAUGGAGUUUUCAGAUAACAUGUUAAACCUUGAAGGUCAUCAGAUUAACAGUGCACAGAUGAAACAGUUUGUACAGUAUCACAGUAUGCUUAAGCAGCAGGAUCUCAACAUUGCCAUGAUGGUUACAUCCCGUGAAGUCUUCAAUGCACUUUCACAGCUUGUCCCAUGUGUUGGAUGCCGGCGCAGUGUUGAACGCCUGUUCUCCCAGCUUGUAGAAUCAGGAAACCCAGCUUUAGAGCCCCUUACAGUCGGAUCCACAGGUGUCCUCUCAGUAACUCGAACUUGUAUGGCAGAUGCAAAAAAACUUUACACCUUGUUUUAUGUGCAUGGGUCAAAGUUAAAUGACAUGAUUGAUGCAAUUCCUAAAAGUAAAAAGAACAAACGUUGUCAGUUGCACUCUCUGGAUACACACAAACCCAAGCCUUUAGGAGAAGGAAAUACAGAGAAAGUUAUAGAUAAGAAAAUCUGUGGAAGAGGCAAGAAAGAAGUCAGAUGUAGCAUCUUUUAUCACUUUGGACCUUUUCAGACCCCCAGCAGUGGCUGCUGGAUGGAUGUGUGGGAGCUCAUGUCGCAGGAAUGCAGAGAUGAAGUUGUUUUAAUUGACUCGACUUGUCUUUUAGAAACUUUAGAAACCUAUUUGAGGAAACAUCGAUUUUGCACAGACUGCAAAAACAAAGUACUGAGAGCGUAUAAUAUUCUCAUUGGAGAACUGGAUUGUAGCAAGGAGAAAGGCUACUGUGCAGCUCUCUAUGAAGGACUGCGCUGCUGCCCACAUGAGCGACACAUCCAUGUCUGUUGUGAAACAGACUUUAUUGCACAUCUUUUGGGACGAGCUGAGCCUGAGUUUGCUGGAGGGUAUGAACAGGUGUUUGGGACUGGGAUGUGUUUGGGAUGUGAUUGCAUCGAUUCCAGGCGCAGAGAAAGGCAUGCAAAGACAAUUGAUAUUGCCCAAGAAGAAGUUUUAACCUGUCUUGGAAUUCACUUGUAUGAGCGUCUGCAUCGUAUCUGGCAAAAACUUAGAGCCGAGGAACAGACUUGGCAAAUGCUUUUUUACCUUGGUGUUGAUGCAUUACGCAAGAGUUUUGAGAUGGCGGUAGAAAAGGUGCAAGGAAUCAGUCGUCUGGAACAACUGUGUGAGGAGCUCUCUGAAGAAGAGAGGGUGCGAGAACUGAAACAGGAAAAGAAGCGACAAAAGCGCAAGAAUAGACGCAAAAACAAAUGUGGCUUUGACAUACCUGGACAAGAUACAGAAGAAAAGGAGGAAAACAAAGACCAGGGUUCACCUGAGACACUAGAAAGUAGCUGUACAGCCUGCGGCAGCACAGAAGAAACAAGCGGUUGUGUUGAAGUAAUUGUGACAAACGAAAGCACCUCUUGCUGUUGCCCUGGCAGUGCAAUACUGGGUUCACCUAAAACAAAGAAAGGUUUAUUGCCACAUUGUAACGGAAGUGACUGUGGUUACUCCUCAAGCAUGGAGGGCAGUGAAACUGGGUCCCGGGAGGGCUCUGAUGUAGCUUGUACUGAAGGGAUCUGCAACCACGAUGAAGCAGAUGACUCCUGUGUUCAUCGUUGUGUUGAGGAUAAAGAGGAGGAUGGGGUUGACAGCUGUGUCGAAUGCUGGGCCAAUUCGGAAGAGAACACAAAGGGCAAAAAUAAAAAGAAGAAAAAGAAAAAUAAAGGUUCAGCAUGUGGUAAUGAUCAUUGUCACAAACUGGGAGGCUGUAUUGCGGAUGCAAGCAGAAGAGAUACUUCCGGGAACGAGCACAAUGAAAUGCACACCUGCCGAACCAAAGAAAGAUGUGCUGAUGCUUGUUGCAGCUCUUUUGCAAACGUUGUGCUACAGUUGCCUUGGGCAGAACGUAGAAAAGCACUGAGCCACUUCUGCGUGCUCACAGAAGCAUCGUCAUCCUGUCCUCGCUUGGACAGAGGCUCGAAGAGCUUGAUGGAACUUCUUGAUGAGUCUGAAGGCACUUCAGAUGAAGAGAAUUGUCUAACUCAAGAUGAGAUACAGUCAUUUGUGGCAAACAACCAGUCUUUCUACAACAGAAGAGAUCAGUAUCGACUGUACCUGAAAGAGAGAUUUACCAAGUACUGCCACUCAAAUGAGCAGGAGAAACACGUUUGUAAUGGUGGAUGGUUGGCCACAGCUGGGGCGAACUAAUGUUAAACAAAAGCAGACUUGUCUUUUUAUGGAAACUCAUAAUGACCACUGCGCCUUUUCUCUCAGAUUUAAGUACAUUGGUGUCUUGUUCAAUAAUUUUGUUGAAAAUAAAUGUGAUUUCCCUCCCUCCCCAUCCCCCUUUAUUUCUAAUGUCUUUUUCAGGCUGGUGGUGGAGAGCACAAUUAAUUUGACCUUCAAACUAUUACGUUUGGGUAGAUGUGGUAGCCUGCCUUAAGCUUUAUACUUUAAGUCAUUUUUUCUGUUUUAUUGUUUCUAUGACUGUGACACACUUAAAUUUAGUAGCAAAAGUUCAACCAAUAAAUGUGUACAGAAAUGAUCCAAAUACAAGAUUUUACAACAAAAAGACAUCCAUUUAUAAAGAGAUAUGGAAUGUGAUAUGUUAAAGCGCAUUGUGCAAAAUUUACAAAAUAAAGAAUAUUUAUUAAUAUGCAUCAAAA